Molecule: messenger RNA, 830 nt
Organism: Beta vulgaris subsp. vulgaris (sugar beet)
Lineage: Eukaryota; Viridiplantae; Streptophyta; Magnoliopsida; Caryophyllales; Amaranthaceae
Exons: 2
Coding region: 121-570 (149 amino acids)
Source: RefSeq, a predicted model, not a curated record
UAUUUUUGAGAUUUCCACUGCAAGCUUCCCGCUUACCAGUUCAAUUUUCCCCUCUUUCACUGCUCUUUCUCUCUCUUCCUACUUUUCACACACAAUUACAGAGAGAGAAGUGAAAGAGAAAUGUUUGGCAGAAUAAGAGCGUCGCCAUCGCCGGUGGAAUGGUUGGAAUUAGAGCGCCUACCUUCCAAGCUUUUCAAAGACGAUUCUCUCUCCAUCUAUGAAGCUACUCUUGUGAAGCUUAAGCAAGGUUCCCAACUUAAUUUAACCCCAACAUCCCCAGAUUCCAUGGAUUCUGAAUCGAACUCCGGUACAUCUGUGGAAUCACAAAAGGUUUCUGGACUGCCUGCCUGUAGUAGUGAGAAUUCUUGUAUGGGUGUUAAUUCGAGUUCGAGUCAGGAACAAAAGAAAGGCAGAGAAAUCUCUAUACACUAUCUGUUUUCCAAGUAUGCGAGUUCUCACCGAGAACAAGGAUCGAUUAGCAGUUGCAAUCGCGGGUCUUUAGUGAAUAUCUUGGCUUGUUCGAGUUCGAGUGAUUCUGAAUCAACAGGUUGCUCAAGCCUUCAGCUCUGAACAACCAACUGUCACUGUGCAGCUCAGGAUUUCUGUGAGAAUUGUAAGACUUGAUAAGGUUUGGGAAGUCAGGACUCAGGAGAUAUUGCUUUGCUGAAUCAUAUAUUAGGCAUGAUUGUAAAAUGGUUGUAAUAAUAGGGGCCCUUCAAUCUUCUUGUAAUGUUAAUUAUGUGUAAUCUUAUGAAUAUUUGAUACUAGCUUUUAACCCGUGCAAAAUGCACGGGAGGUUUUAUAUAGAUAUGAUUUGUUCCCGUACAUAA